Messenger RNA from Ascochyta rabiei, 279 nucleotides. RefSeq lists its product as uncharacterized. NCBI's taxonomy places the organism in Eukaryota, Fungi, Ascomycota, Dothideomycetes, Pleosporales, Didymellaceae. Bases 1 to 279 code for a protein of 92 amino acids. The record is from RefSeq and is a predicted model, not a curated record. The transcript has a single exon.
AUGGAUGGCUACGCCUCUACUCAAGUGAUCGAGGAGGUGAUCGAGCUACUCGAAUAUCUAGAGAUGCCACAGGACGACGAUAUCAGCAUUGACGACCUGCUGACCGCGCGCCAGCGCAGCCGCCAAACAACAUCUGUGACCUCAGCUCCGACAGCUGGAGGCUCCCAGUUGGGGGAUGAGAUGGCUGAUGACGCACUCGAAUAUGACAACGCACUGCCAAUCUCUACACUACCUGAGGAGGACACUAUACAUGUUGUUCCUAAGGGUUAUCGUCUGUGA